Messenger RNA from Heterobilharzia americana, 1702 nucleotides. The record is from the annotation of a GenBank genome assembly. Lineage: Eukaryota; Metazoa; Platyhelminthes; Trematoda; Strigeidida; Schistosomatidae.
CUUCGGCAUAUUAAUGUUCAAUGCGAACCAUAUUUCUCUUCUGGAACUUCGGUUACUUGAAGGCAAACUAGUUCCCAAGUAUGAUUAGUUUGGCAAAAUAAUACCAAAUAUAUUACAAUUGGUCAUUCGAGAUAGGAACUACGCUGUAGAAUUUCAUCUGAUGCCUACUUCUUUCAGUGUACCUGAGAUAAAACACCGAAUCCUGCGAGUUAUCAUGGACACACAGACAAAAUAAGUAUUUCUUUGCAGCUACCAGUAUUUCAUAAUUCAACUAUAUACUACUUAAAUAAUCAAAGUACGCACAGUAGUUUAUUCCAUUUAAACAAUGUUAAAUGAUUCAAUAUCAGUCUGAACGGCCGCUUUUUGUUGUUAUGGUGAUUCGUAACCACGCAAACAGUUGCUUAGAAAUUAUUUUUCUUAUCUACACAAAAUUCUUCUGAAUUUUCUCGGCACAUUAUACUUUGGAGAGAAUUUAUUUUUAGAGUUAAAAGUAGUAUCAGAAAUUUAUUGAAAAGUGUUUACUUGAAGAAAACGAAAACACAAUAAAGAACAAUGUGCUCCUGUGGUUGUAUAUUAACAGUAAUCAAUAGUAUCUUUCUGACCAUAUCCAUUGCUAUUGCUAUUGUUGGUGGACUAGUGGCAUGGAAUUCAACCGUGAUAACAAGCAUAGUGAGUAACACCCUGGUAUCUACAAUAACUACAGCCUCUUCGGGUAAAAUGUCUGCUGAUGCAGCCACACUGACUAGCAACAUCAUUUCACUUACAAAGCCGAUUGGUGUUAUCAUCUUUGUUUUGGGCAUAAUAAUCAUGGCACUCUGUCUGUUGGGCAUCGUUGGCGUAUGUUGCAAAUCAAAGGUCUGUCUUGGACUGUACCUUGCUAUUCUCGUGGCUAUCGUGGUCAUCCAUAUCGCUUUGAUCAUCACCUACGAAGUUCAGCCAACACUGAUUACUUCAGUGCUAGAUACAACCAUUGACUCAUGGGCUACCGGUUAUAUUUCUAUCGUCUCUGGAGAUGCUAACAGUGUUUUGUUUGCUUCCAUCAUGAUGCUUCUAAAUUGCUGUGGAUCCACAAGUGUAACAGAUAUCACUACAUCGAGUAAAUUUUCAACAUCUGAUACAUACGCAUCAACUGCGUACUCAUCGCUUGUUCGACCGAUCCCAUGCUGUAAAGUGGAUUCAACUUUCACUUUGUCUGAUUCAACCUGUCCAACAGUGUCAAGUUCCGCGCAACAAAAUGAUAAUACAGGCUGUAAAACACUGAUUCGAGCAUAUAUCAACACUUAUUGUAAUACUAUUGUUUACGUCUCUUUAGGUAUACUGGCAUUCUUUCUUCUUCUAAUUAUCAUAGCUGCAUGUACAAUUUCUAAGUUCUAACAUAAACAGAAAGUGUACACUGAGAACAGUUUAGACGAUAGAGAAUAGAACUGACAUGAAAUUCGCCUUCUUUUUUUAGUCAAAUAGUUGAACAUUCCUGUUUUAUAAAAAAAAUGUUAUACCAUACUCAGAAAGCAACCUUAAAUAACAAUAUUUCUGUAGAAUAAACUAUUCUGCUUUCCAUCCAUUCCUUUAUCUUCUAAUAAACGGGUUUCAUUCUAUACGAUAUAAUCCUAUUCGUGCUCAGAAAUACCAGUCAUCAGUGAUCAAUAUACUAUUUAUUACACUUUAAUUAUUUUUGAUCUUAUUGUGUAGUAAAAAAAAAUUG